GAUAUAGACUCUGGGUCACUGUAGGCCAUCUAUGCUCGUCCUUACUUUAAUUUUGGACCCGCAGACAUCCUCAUGAUCCUCCACAGAUUGCCUUCCGGGGCGCAGUCUUGCUUCGGAACAGAAGAUUCCAACUGAAUGCUGAUCAAAGACGUGUGCUAAAAAUACUGGCUUGGCACAAGGUCGUCUCACCGAAGACCAUAUGCUUCCCCGGAACUGAUACAUGAGAACCGAAUAUAAACUCCGGUAGUACCACUGGCUUACCCUUCCAACGCUCUUGCCCCCCUACAGAGUGUCCAUUCAGAAUGGCUGACAAGCUUACCGACGAGAAGCUUCGCAAUUCUGACGUCGUAUCCUUCGUUGGCCACGAGCUGGAUGGCAUCCACGAUGGCCUCGAGUUUCCUACUGAGGAAGAGAUCGCAACCUUGCGACGGGUGUCUGAUAAGCUCCCAUGGAAUGCAUACUUAAUCGCCACUGUCGAGUUGGCCGAGCGAUUCUCGUUUUACGGAUGCAGCGUCGUAUUUACCAACUUCAUUCAACAGCCCCUCCCUACAGGCUCGCGUUUUGGUGACGGAGGUGCAGAUGGUCAGUCUGGUGCUCUUGGAAGAGGCCAGAACGCCUCUACCGGUCUCACCACUUUCUAUCAGUUUUGGUGCUACUGUACUCCUCUUCUUGGAGCCUAUAUCGCGGACGCUCAUUUGGGACGGUACAACACCAUUUGCAUUGGUGUCGCCAUAGCUUUUAUUGGACAUGUCAUCCUCAUCGCUUCCGCCGUGCCGGGUGUCAUUGAAAAGUCGGAGAACGCAAUGGCUUGUUUCGCUAUUGCCAUCCUUGUCAUGGGUUUCGGUACUGGUUUGUUCAAGUCCAACAUUUCCCCUCUCGUUGCAGAGCAGUAUCGUCGUACCAAGCUCUUCAUCAGCACCACUAAGACCGGAGAACGUGUCAUUGUGGAUCCCAUCAUGACAGUGUCUAGUGUUUACAUGUACUUCUAUUUGUUCAUCAAUAUCGGUGCGUUGAUCGGUCAAAUCUGUAUGGCUUAUGCCGAAAAAUAUGUCGGAUUCUACCUGGCUUACACACUUCCUACUGUUGUAUUUUUGUUAUGUCCGCUCAUCCUUUGGGUUGGACGCAAGCGGUACAUUCGCUCCCCUCCCACAGGGUCUGUCUUCGCCAGUGCCAUGCAUCUCUGGUUCUUCGCCAUGAAGGGCCGCUGGAGCUUGAAUCCCAUCAAGACGUACAAGAAUUUGACGUCCGCAGACUUUUGGGAGAAUGCUAAGCCAAGCAAACAAGCCGGCUUGAAGCCACAUUGGAUGAACUUUGAUGACCAGUGGGUGGACGAGGUCAGACGUGGGUUCAAGGCUUGUGCUGUAUUCCUUUGGUACCCGGUUUACUGGCUCUGUUACUCCCAGAUCAACAACAAUUUGACGUCGCAAGCUGCCACUAUGACCACGAAUGGAGUACCCAAUGACGUGAUAUCUAAUUUGGAUCCCUUCGCCCUCAUCAUCUUCAUUCCCAUAAGCGAGAUGCUUAUCUAUCCUGCUCUCCAGCGCGCUGGAAUCAACUUUACUGCCUUGAAGAAGAUUACGGCCGGGUUCUUUACUGCUUCCGCUGCGAUGAUUUGGGCCGUGGUCGUUCAGCAUUAUAUUUACAAGACCAACCCUUGUCACUACUCCGCAUCUACAUGUGAGGAUGUAUCUCCCCUCAGUGUCUGGAUCCAAACUGGCUCAUACGUUCUGAUCGCCUUCAGUGAAAUUCUGGCCUCGAUUACUGGCCUUGAAUAUGCUUUCACCAAAGCCCCCAAGAACAUGCGUUCUCUGGUUAUGAGUGUCUUCUUGUUCACAUCAGCCAUCGCCUCAGCUCUUGGCGAAGCCUUUGUUGCUUUGGCCGCUGAUCCUUUGCUCGUGUGGAACUACGGUGUCUUUGCUGUCAUGGCCGGCACAGCUGGUCUUCUCUUCUGGUACAGUAUCCGGAAACUGGACAGCGAAGAAGAUGCACUCAACAACAUGGAUGAAGGCCACAUCACUCUCUUGAGCGAGGGUCACUUUACCAAUGAAAAACCCUAGAUAUUAUUAUUUUCUAGAUGUUGCUGUAUUCUAACAGGGCAUUAUCAUGGGUUGUUACGUUGCAGAAUUUCUUAUCUUACGUUAAAGUAUAUGUUGGAUGAAUGUUUUACGAUCAUUGUAUUACUUUGUUUUUGCACCCUUGUGAAUGCGGAGAUUUGGCGACAUUAUGUUGGCAUGGCUCCGCAUGUUCGCUCUGGGAAUGAAAACCA
This is a messenger RNA of Guyanagaster necrorhizus, 2266 nucleotides long. RefSeq names its product peptide transporter PTR2A. Gene Ontology annotation, biological process: oligopeptide transport; transmembrane transport. NCBI's taxonomy places the organism in Eukaryota, Fungi, Basidiomycota, Agaricomycetes, Agaricales, Physalacriaceae. The transcript is spliced from 15 exons. Gene Ontology annotation, cellular component: membrane. Gene Ontology annotation, molecular function: transmembrane transporter activity. The record is from RefSeq and is a predicted model, not a curated record. The coding region runs from base 303 to 2057 and encodes 584 amino acids.